Messenger RNA from Perognathus longimembris pacificus (Pacific pocket mouse), 960 nucleotides. Its product is annotated as olfactory receptor 5-like. The coding region runs from base 16 to 960 and encodes 314 amino acids. The transcript has a single exon. Gene Ontology annotation, biological process: G protein-coupled receptor signaling pathway. Gene Ontology annotation, cellular component: membrane. Gene Ontology annotation, molecular function: G protein-coupled receptor activity; olfactory receptor activity. The record is from RefSeq and is a predicted model, not a curated record. Lineage: Eukaryota; Metazoa; Chordata; Mammalia; Rodentia; Heteromyidae.
UUUGUCUCCCCACAGAUGGAGAGGUCGCUGGAGCUGGUCAACUCGACUCGGGUCCAGUACUUCAUCCUCCUGGGCCUCUCCACCCAUCUUGACAUCCGGGCUGCCCUGUUCUUCAUCUUCCUCACCCUCUACCUGCUGACGCUCCUGGAGAAUGUGCUCAUUGUCUACCUGGUGAGCGCCCACAGUGAGCUGCGCAAGCCCAUGUACUUCUUCCUGGCCAACCUCAGCUGUCUGGAGAUGAGCUACGUGUCAGUCACCAUGCCCACCCUGCUGCUGGGGCUGUGGGCCGGGCCUUACCGCAUCCCCUUUGCCACCUGCAUGACCCAGCUCUUCUUCUUCAUCUCCCUCAUUUGCACCGAGUGCACGCUCCUGGCCUCCAUGGCCUAUGACCGCUACGUGGCCAUCUGCCGCCCCCUGCACUACCCCCUGCGCAUGCGGCCCCAGGUCUGUGUGGCCCUGGCCUGGGUCUCAUGGCUGGGGGCGCUGGUGGUCUCAGUGGCCAAGACCACGUGCAUUGCCAGCCUGUCCUACUGCGGCCCCAAUGUCAUCAACCAUUUCUUCUGUGACGUCUCCCCGCUGCUCAACCUCUCCUGCACCCACGUGGCCCUCACAGAGCUGGUGGACUUCAUCUCCGCCAUCGUCAUCCUCUGGGGGUCCCUUCUUGUGGCUGUGGCCUCCUACGUGGCCAUUGGCAGGGCUGUGCUGCGCAUGCCAUCGGCCGCUGCCCGGCGCAAGGCCUUCUCCACCUGUGCCUCCCACCUGGUGGUGGUGGGCAUCUUCUACUCGGCCACCAUCUUCAUCUACGCCCGGCCCAGCCGCAUCAAGUCCAUGGACCUGAACAAGGUGCUGUCGGUCAUCUACACGGUGGCCACGCCCAUGUGCAACCCCAUCAUCUACUGCCUGCGCAACAAGGAGGUGCAGGCCGCUUUCCACAGGACCCUGCGCGGGGCCUUGGGCUGA